Caenorhabditis auriculariae is the source of this 8655-nucleotide messenger RNA. NCBI's taxonomy places the organism in Eukaryota, Metazoa, Nematoda, Chromadorea, Rhabditida, Rhabditidae. The record is from the annotation of a GenBank genome assembly.
AUGGAUGUCUCUGCGCACUCCUCGUCUCUCGACGACCCUCUCUUUUUGACGCACUAUUUCCACUUUUCUCUGACCUCGCCGGUGAGGGAACAGAGAGACGCAGGCACUCAAAAACUGUAAAGUCACGGCGAAUGGUCUAUGAAAAUUGAGAAAAAAAAGCAUUUCAAAAGAUUACAAACUAAAUCGUACGCUGCAACUUCAUUUCAUAGUGUACCUAUUAUUUUUCUUUAGUUUUAUGUAAUAUUGACCUCGAAAUAAAAGAAAAGAAAUUUGAUCGUAACUCGGCACGGAAGUCACUUUUUUCCGUGGGAACUCGAUAUUUCGCGUCGUUUGGAACAAGUUGAAAAGACCUACGUCACACGUCCAAAACAUGAUAACUUUGGAAGUCUGAAGUAGACUAAAGAACGAUUUUCGAACCUGUUUUGGCGAACUUUUCUCAUUUUCUCUUAUUUUUGUUCAAAAAAUUGUUACUUUCAAUUGAAAUAGACUGUUUUUCAAUUCAAAAUAGCAAAAUGAAUCACAUUUUCUUCCCCUUUGAAAAAAGGAUUCGCUGAGGACGGAAAAUCGUCCUUUGCACUCAAAACCAAAGUACGAAGUACGUUCAAGUUUUUCGAGCUUCAAAAAAACUUUUUGAAAUGUAAUUUUUUUUUCUUUUAAGAUGGUCGAUAAUGAACAAUAAUUUAUCCUUAAAAGUUUACAAUUCUAUUUUUUUAAAAAAAGUUAUUUUUUUCAUCGUUUUUUUCUCAGAGUUUUUUUUUCUAAUAAAACGGAUGGAUUUUGUUUUUCAACUUCAAAAAGAAAUAUAAGAAAAGGGUGCUUGAAUUCAGAUUUUUCGACCAAAAAAACAUCAGAUUUGAAGCUUUUGGAGGAAAAAAUCAUAAAGAAGUCGGGCAAGAAAUUUUUGUUGUUUCAAUUUUUUUAAAAACAGUUGUAAUUUUGUAAAAAAAUUAAUUUCAAACCCAUGAACAUGCAACAUUAUGAAUUUUAAAUUGUUCUCUCACAAAGAAGGUCAUUUUACUUUACGGUUGGGAUUUCCCUGAAAAUUGGCGAGAACCCUCCUUGAUGUACUAAAAGAAGAUUCUGAAAGUCUCAACCUGCCCAAGUUUCUCGUUUUUGAAAAAAGACGUCUCAAAGUUGAAAAAAACCAUCAAAUUCAUGAAACUAGGCCAUUUUGAGGCUUUGAGCAAUUAUUUCUCGAAAACUAAGAAGUUGUGCAGGUUGAGACUUUCAGGAUCUUCAUCUGGUACAUCAAGAAAUGUUCCUUUUCCGAGAAAUUCCCAACCGCAAAAUAAAUGAGUUCCCCUGUCAAUUGAUAACAUCUCUACCGUAAUCCCACCUCAUUUUGAACUCCUUAUCGCCUCUCUCUCCCUUGUCAUUUGCAGUUCAUAUUCCGUUUUUUUCAUCGUCCUCAUUAACUUCCAUGCGUCAGAUGACCAACGAGCUGCUGACAGCUCGAGAGGCGCGAGAGUCGUUCGGGAGGACACGCGACGCGACACGCGCCGCCCCCCAAAAGGUCCGUCCUCCUUUUCCCGCCAGUCGGCCAAAACCCGAUGACGACCGCCGUCGCCGUCGCCCGUCGCCACCAGGCAGCUGCAGGUGAAAAAGCCAUUUUCCAAUGCAUUUCUGAGUUUUUUGUGAUUUUUUUCUAUGGGAGAGUAGAUUUGGAGGCACUUCUCAUCGAUAUAGGUGGGGUUUAUCUCCGAAAAAGGAAUGUAAAAGUGAAAAAAAAGCCUUUUCCGAUGUAUUUGUGAGUUUUUCGGGAUUUUUCCAUGAGAAAGCCGACUGUGAGGCCAUUUUCAAGAUUUCUUUCAGAAAAAAAAAGAAAAACGCGUGCGAAAAAGGCCCUUUUCCAUUGCGAUUUUGAGUUUUCUAAGGCUUUCUCUUCUUGAGAAAGUCAAUUAUAGCAUCAAAAUAAGUAGGGUUUCUGUUUCAGAAGAAAUGAGAAUGUAAAAAACACCUGGGUCUGUUUGGAAAAGCAGUUUUUUCAUCACUAUUAAAUCAGAAUGAAACACUUUUGAAAAGUCUAAGUCUCUUAUUUCGGCACACUCUUUAGCUAUCUAUAUAUUCUCAUAAAUUACUCCUCAAAAUCGUCCACGAAUUAACUGUUCCUUUUUGAAAGAAGUAGGAUUUUUUUUAUCAAAUAUCUGCUAGGUUAAAAUUUUCCUUGAUAAUUUUCCUUGACGUACAAAUCUGUGAUUUUGAAAUAAUUUCUUUUUAAUCCGAAAUUACCAAUUCUUCGAAUAACUUUUUUCAAAAUUAUAUCCCUUCAAAUUUUCUGGAUUUUCAUACUUUUUCAAAAUAUCCUUCUAUAAGUGGAGCUUUAUUUUGUCAUUUAAUUUUAAGUUUGAAAAAAAUUUAAUGCUUUAGAAUAUUGAUUUUUCAUUAAUUUUUCGAGAAUCUUUGUUUCUUUUUAGUAAAAUUAUUUCUUUCACCCUUUUUCCGAUUUUUUUUGUGCGUAAUUUGGGUCUUUCUUUACAUCAAAAAAAAAUCUGACCUUCAAAAUCUUUGAGAUUUAAAAGCAAACAUCCACAAGCUUCAAAUAAUGCAAAUUCACAGCAGUUUCUGAGGAACCUCAAAAUUUCCCAAUCCUUUUCUGAAUACUCAAUUUAGGAGUCGAUGGAAUUCAAUUUGUUCCAUCGACAAACGAGUUGUUGCUCAUGUUUGCACUUUCCAAGGUCAACUUUUCAGAAAAUCUGAGAAAAAAAAAAGAAAAUUCAGUGAUUUCAUGCCUAACAAGGAUGAUUUUGUAAGGGUUGACUUUAUCACAAACUCCACAUUUCCAGUUCAAACGUCGUUUUUCGAAAAAGAAGCGCUGGCGGCAACUUGCAGCGGCACGACAAGUCAUAUCCAAGACGAACAGGUCCGGUUUUUUUUGGUUUCACUUCUACUUUCCGAAGAAAGUUGCGUAUAAUAGCUACUCAAGGGGAGGAUUGUAUGUUUCGUUUAACGUUUCGGGCGAUUUCAAGAGAAGAAAUGGAGAAAACACGGAAAGAUUCGCGUCGUUUGUCAUGGCUUUGAAAUGCGUUCAGUCUGAAAAAAAGAUGAUUUGGGGGGUAUAAAGUGCGGGCGUUUGAAAAAUGCGAUCGCACAGAGAAAAGGACUGUUUUUUUGAUGCUUUAUGGGAAAUUGAUAAACCAAAAAAACAGGCGUUUCUUAAUUUUUUUUUUUCAGUUUUUUUGGCAAUUUUUUAAAUUUUUCCUCUUUUUAUUGUUAUCCUCUUUCCUUCAAAAAAAAAGUCGGUUCGAAAAAGAACUGCGCCGAAAUUAAUGAAUCCAUUAUAUAUAAUAAGCUUAUUUUCAUUUCUUAAAAAAAUUAAGCUUCUCACUAGGAGUUUUUUUCUAAAAUUCAUAUGUCUGUAUUGAACUGGAAACAGAAAAAAAAAAUUAUUUUAAAAAAUGGUUUGAAUAAAGAUUAUGUCAAAAUAACAAAAAGAGGUAUCAUAUACUAAUUAGAGAGCAAUCGAGAAAAAUUAUAUUUUUAUUGUUUUUUGAGAGAAUAAUGAAAAUUCGUGAGCUCCCGUUUUUUAUUAAUUUUCGGUUUUAUAAACGCCCGAACUUCAUAGUUUUCGAAAUAUGAGACUCAUAAAAAUUACAAAUUUUCGUUUUUAUUCACAUAUGAACCAAGAAACAAGGAUAAAAUAUUUUUUUUAGAAGAAAAUAUUUUUUUACUCUGCAAAAUUUGAGAACUGAUUCCGUCGCUAAGUGAUUUUUUUUUCUUCGAAGAUUUCAGCGAAAAAUUUUCGAAACAUUUCUACAGCAACCUGGCUCGGUUCUGAGAAGUUUUUUGAUGGAUUUAUGGAUUUUCUACUCUAGAAAAUGCCUUUUUCUGGCAAGAUUUUUCAAAGUUCUACUUUUUGAUUGAAUUUUUGACCAGGAAGUAGGAAUACUCGACUUUUAGUGAACUGGCACAGAUGUCUGAGUUUCGCAUUUCACUUGGGUUUUUUUAAAGGUGUAAUGUUCGAAAACUUUCGGGGGUUUUUUUUUCUCAUUUUGCUCACUGAUAUUUCAAGAUACCUUUUAAUGUUUCAAAAAAAGUUUUAUAUAUGGUGAGAAACUAAAUUUUUUUGAUAAACGGUUAGACUUUCUACCUGGAAAAAAAUUUGAGAAGGGUCAAAUAAUUAGAGAAGAUAUGGUCGCAGGCCGGUUCCCGGUCCGUAUCCAGCCCCAAUUUUCGAGUUUCAAAUUUUUAGGCCAAAUGAUCAUAAUUACGGGUGAUAACAGAUUUUUGAUUAUUUUAUCAAAGAUUUUGAAGUUUGUGACAGAAAAGUGCAAAAACUGGCAAAAUAUUGACCGCUUCGCAAGGCAGUUUUGAGAAAAACGGGAAUUUUUGAUUGAGACAAUUUGCAGGCCGAAGAACUCGAAGCAAAAGUGCGUGACGCCCUGCGAGAACGGGACGAACAAUGGAGACGGCACGAAAAGGUGCACAAAAACAUCCUUUCCCUGGGUUCGAAGACCGGAAAUAAGCUUUUCGGGUUCAAAGAAUGGGUUGAAAGAUGAAAGGGAAAGAACAUUUCUCUCAGUAUCUAUUUUUUGUUCAGUAGAUAUUCAAAUGAGUUCGAAAAAAGAAAAAGGGAAAAACUUCAAGAUGAUACGUAUGUGAUAUUUUAUCAAAAUCCCAACAUUUCCAGGCCCAAAUCACAUUUUUGCAAAACGAGACGGCGGCCAUGUUGAAAAGCCUGCACGUGGAGAUCGACCGUCUGUCGAGCGAAUUGAGAUGUUUGAAAAUUCGCCGAAUGUGCGCUCCAUUGACAAAUCGCCUUUUUCAGACGCCAAACGGCAGCUUUUCAUCGGGGAGAACGAAUCGGGCGAAGGCGUCGAGGAGGCGGCCAAAAAAAUCGAGAAGUUGGAAAAGGUGAGAGUUUUCAACUCUUGAAAGGAAUACUGUUAUAGAUAAUUUCAAGCCUUGUGGUUUUUUUUAAUGUUUUUGACUUUAAGAACAUCUCGGACUUCGGUAUUGCAAACCAGGCGCGCCUCGGACGCUUCUGAGAAAUUCUAGGGGCCACUUUAGCGGCGUCAGUCCUCUUAAGUGAUCCCUGGAAUUUUGCAAGCGUUCGGGGCGCUUUCGCUUUUUUUAACUUUUCUAUGAGUUUUUUUUCUAAAAAAAUUUUAUAAUUUAAUGCUUUUUUUGUUCUGACUGUUCAACCCCUUAUGAAAAUUUUCAGCUCCAACCGAUUUUUAAAACUUGUUCUGACCCAAUAUUUUCAAUACUAUUUUCAGCAACUUCUUGAAAAAGAGGCCUACACUCGGAAUAUCGAAAAGAAGGUCACAGCGACGAUCGAAAAGCUCCAGGAGCAGAUCGGCAUCCAGAAUGACCGGAUUCGACAGCUCAGCGACGAGUUGAACGACCGCAACCAGACUGUUGCUCAUCUUAGCGGACAGGUAUCCUGACCAGAUAAUCUAUCAGACUUGGCUCUUUGUGCAGAUUUAAAAACAGGAAAAUUUGCACGAUCAGUAAAAAAAUCCUCAAAAAGGCGUUUUGAUUGAGCUUAUCUCGGAUCAUAGAUGAUAGUAAAAUGAUAACAAAAAUUACUUUCUCUUUUUUUUUUGAAAAUUUUUUUGAGACGAAAUUCAAGUUUUCUCACGUGCUCAAAAAUCGAAAAAUGCUUAUCUUUGGCUAGAAUCUAGAAAUAGCCUCAGCGAAGUUUCGAACUGGGUCCAUUUGUAAUCACCUUGCGAAAUCGACGACUUCUAAACGUGUUCAGCUGCGACAAAUCCGACUCCGCGAAGCGAUGGCGACUGCGCAACAGCGACGCAGAGCUUCGCAGUCGUCGACGUCGCCGCUGACGUCGCCGUGCAGUCCGCACCGGAUCUUCGCCCCGGGAACCGGCCUCGUCAGCUCCUCCGUCUCCGUCACUUAUCCUCAUGAGAUCUUCACUCGGACGUCAGUUUGGAGUUCUUUCUUCUUAAUGAAAGAGAUAUAGAAAUAAUAGAAACUUCUUUUGACUUUUUUGAAAACGAAUCAAUGAAAAAUCGAAGAUUUUAUCGAUUAAGUUUGAUAUUCUUCGCAGUAAAGUAAUAUAACUAGUUUCCAUUAUUUUGGUACCACGUUUUUUUUGUUAGGACUUAACACACGUUCUCUGAGAAAAAUCGAUGACUUUUCAGUAAUAAAAAAAGCAAAACAAAAAUAAAAAUUUUUUUAAAUUUGCCUCAAAAUGUGAUCACGGUUCACACACGUGCUUCUGAUUAUUUAGCACCAGGUUCCAGGUGGCUCCGCCCCUUUUUAAAAAGAUACUGUAGACAAUAAGCUAAAAAAAUUAAUUUUUUUUCCUGUUGAGAAUUUUUCAUUCAAAAAAAUGUUUGGAAAUGUAAGAAAAACACUAUUUUUGAGUAUUUUUUCAGUUGCAACUUUUUUUCUAACUCGACUUCUUCGGGGAGAAAAAAAUCGAAAUUUCCUCAAAAACAGCGAUUUUUUCAGUUUUUGAGCCAUAACUAGAGUAAGAACCCCCCUAUGGUACGACUUUUAUUUCUGAUUAUGAAACUAGGGGUCUUCUUCUUCAAGAAAAAGUAGUUCUACAACAAAUCCCUGGGGUGGGAUAGUUGACCUCCAUUCGACCGAAGGUGAUCAACUCGAUUCGGCUCAAAAUUCAAAAAAUCAUUUUUCUCCUAAUUUGACGGCUUCUUUCUCUUUUUUUGUUUUGAAACAAAAGAUAACACUCACGUUCAUGUUCUCCGUCAUUUUGGUGCUCAAAGAAAAUUUUAUUCCGAAUUUCUCGAGACUUUUCGAAUUUUCGGACUUUCGUCGAUUUUCGAUUUUUUCCGUUUUCAGGUAGUUUUUUCUGUAGGAACCCCCGAAUGUGGUAAUUAUCUUUUGGUAUAUGGAAGAGUAGGUCUUUCUGGAUAAGAAAAAAUUAGUCCGGUAAAAAUCUCUGGGGUGGCCCAGUUGACCUCCGAUCGCCUGAAGGUGACGACCCCAAAAAUGGAAUUUUCAUACAGGCUCGGAAAACAACUUUUUUUGUUUCCAUUCUAACAAAAAACUUUUUCAGUGAGACCUACAUCACUUUUCAACAUGAAUCGGAGUCUUUUCGGCAAGAAAUAUGUAGUUUUAUUCAAAUUUGAGGCUUCGCACGCUUAUCUUCGUUUUCACCGUUCUUACCUGCUCUAAAUUGCUGAAGUAACCUGGAAAACCGUUCAAAAAGAUUUUAGGGAAACCCAGCAAAUGUUUGAAUUUUUUUGAACACCUAAGCAAAUGAAAUCGGGGUUAAGAAAUGGCGAAAAAAGCUGUUUAAUCAACUUUUUCGAGAAAUAAAAACACCUUAUGACAUUCAAUAAUGUCGAUGAUUCUCAAAAAUUAUUUUUUCGCUAAAAUACAGUAACUGACAGUUUUUUACCUUUUCAAUCGACUCUAUCCAUACACUUUUUCCCUGAAAUUGAGGUUUCUGAAGCUUUUAGAAGUUCUUGUAAUACGAUUCUGGCUUUUUUUGUGUUGCAACGUUUAUACAGACACUUAUUCAUGUUUUUCAUUCAUUUACAGAACAACUCAAAUGAAAAAAAGUUUUGGAAAAAUGCAUUUUUUUGACCUAAGAAGCGUUUUAAUGCAUCUUCCAGAUUAUAGUCAGGUUUAUUAAGUCUCUCUUUUUUCUUUCUAGUCAGUUUCAUCAAUAGUUGUUUUUUAAAGAGUAAUUGACAUUAUUGAUUGUCAUAAGGUGUUUUUAUUUUUCGAAAAAGUUGAUUAAACAGCUUUUUUCGCCAUUUCUUAACGUACCAUAGGGGGGUUCUUACUCUAGUUAUGGCUCAAAAACUGAAAAAAUCGCUGUUUUUGAGGAAAUUUCGAUUUUUUUCUCCCCGAAGAAGUCGAGUUAGAAAAAAAGUUGCAACUGAAAAAAUACUCAAAAUAGUGUUUUCUUACAUUUCCAAACAUUUUUGAAUGAAAAUUCUCAACAGGAAAAAAAUUAAUUUUUUUCAGCUUAUUGUCUACAGUAUCUUUUAAAAGGGGCGGAGCCACCUGGAACCUGGUGCUAAAUAAUCAGAAGCACGUGUGUGAACCGUGAUCACAUUUUGAGGCAAAUCAAAAAAACUUUUUUUUUAUUUUGCUUUAAAUUCAUCGACUUUCUCAGAGAACGCGUGUUAAUUUUAAAGUUUUAGUUUCAAGGUUCAUUUUAAGUGCCUUUUUAAUCUUUUUGGACCGCAAGUCCAAGAAUUUUGGCGUGAGAUAAAAUGCUUUUUCCGCAUAUUGGUGAGAAAUGAACCAACACCGAACUGCGGGCUAUGCUCUUUAUUUGACGCCUAAUUUUUUUUUCAUUUAAAAAUGCUUCUCAUAUCUCCGCUUCUGUGAGCAGAAUCUUCCGAUUUCUUGACGCCAAGUCGAAUGAAAUAACGUUGAGUUUGUUAAGCUUCUUUAGAAAUCGAAUAUAAAUCGAAAGACCCUUUGAGAUUACCAGCCUCGAAAAAAUUAGGUCUUGCGGUUCAGUAAUGAUAUUUUAAACUCAGAAAAGAAGAACCAUCCAGUUGUUUUCCUUGAUCGAUUUUCUGAUAAGAAACUGCUUCCUAACUCACCACUUUUCCGUUUCAAAAGUUGAAUAAAAUUAGAAGUCACAGUUUCUGUUUCCAUUGCACUUUUCCGAACGGUGAUUUCAGAAGAGAAGUCGGCGGAAGCAUCGAAAAGCCGUCGCAACGGCGUUCCUUCUCCGCAGCACGGGCGCCGCAGCUGCCGCGUUGA